Molecule: messenger RNA, 2487 nt
Organism: Talaromyces stipitatus ATCC 10500
Lineage: Eukaryota; Fungi; Ascomycota; Eurotiomycetes; Eurotiales; Trichocomaceae
Product: G-patch domain protein (TFIP11), putative
Exons: 1
Coding region: 1-2385 (794 amino acids)
Biological process (GO): spliceosomal complex disassembly
Cellular component (GO): U2-type post-mRNA release spliceosomal complex
Molecular function (GO): nucleic acid binding
Source: RefSeq, a predicted model, not a curated record
AUGGGCUACGACGACGAUGAAUCUCCGUCGCGGUCGCCCUUUGCAGGCCAGAAACGCAAAGCCGGAGACAUGAGCUCUUCAGACGAAGAAGAAGAAGCUGCUACCGCUCGACCAUCAUUUGGGUUUCAACCGUUUUGUCGUGCUGCUUCUCGCUCCGAGUCUCCGCCCACGAUGACCGCUGGAUUGGGUGGCGGCGCUGGACGAAGCGCUUGGAACAAUACAACCCCCACUGCUACAAUGCAAAGUCGUGGACGCGGCGGAGGAGGAGGAAUCGAUAACAAAGGAGGCUCUAUUAUGGGGAAAAGCUCAUUUGCGGCCCGAAUGAUGGCCAAGAUGGGUUACGUCGAAGGUCAAGGUUUAGGUCAAGAUGGUCGCGGUAUCGUCAAUCCUAUAGAGGCGCAAGGACGUCCACAGAGGAUUGGUCUUGGUGCCGUCAAGGAAAAAUCGAAACAGGCAAGAGAGGAGGAAAAGCGACAAGCUGCUGCUAGGGGUGAGAUUAUUGAGGAUAGUUCUGACGAGGAGCGGCAAAGACGACAGAAACGAAAAGCUCAGCAGCGCAAACUGGAUGGGCUUAGUGGAGUGUCGACGCCGGUUGGUCCACCUAAGAGGCGGUUUCGGACAGCUCGUGAGUUGGAGGCGGAGGUUGAAGGUCUCGUGGUACCCAAUGUGCUCAAGUCGCUAGUUGAUGCCACGGGGAGAGAGCAAAAGGUUCUGACGUCCACAGCUGGGUUGAUGGCACCAAUGGAAUUUGUGAAUCAAGCAGAAGGAGAAGCCUUGAAGAUUGCCAGGCGUGCCCGUCACGACCUUGAAGCAUUUGUCGAUGAAUGGAAAGGACUGACAGAGCGGAAGAAGUUUAUCGACUUGGAAGAGAGUCAGGUAGUCGAGGAGAUGGAUACUCGGCAAGUCAAAGCAGAGCAACUGGGACGUUUAGUAUCUACACUCGAAAGCAUUCAGAUAAUGGAGCCAAAGGACACUAUCGUGCAACGGUUCGAAGAGGUCACGAGCAAACUUGAAUUGAUCGAAGUUGAAUAUCGGGACGUCAUUGACGAGUAUCAACUGUCAGACGCAGCUGUCGCUGCAAUUCAUCCUUUGUUUCGCGAAGCUAUGGAAGAGUGGGAGCCCUUGAAGAAUCCUACUUUUCUCGUCGCGGAUCUAUUACGUUUGCUUCCCCUUCUUUCGAGGAAAAGUCAAGAAAGCGAACUUGAACAGCUACAAAGACAUCGACAAUCUACAUCAUCUUACGAAAGUAUGAUAUAUUCUAUAUGGCUCCCUCGCGUGCGUUCUGUGCUCUUGAAUGAGUGGGACGUUUACGAGCCCUCGCCUGCUACGUCGCUUGUUGUCGCAUGGAAGGACGUCAUUCCUACCUUUGUCUAUUCAAAUAUUCUCAACCAAAUCAUCGUCCCCAAGCUCAGUGCUGCGAUCAAGAAGUGGAAACCUCGUAGCAGUCGUCGGCAUCCAGAGUCAUCUCAACAAGAAUCUCGGUUUCCAUGGUGGUUGUUCACUUGGCUACAGUACCUAGGCGAACGGCACACUAACCCCAGACAUGCAACUGGAUUGCUUUCUGAUGUGAGACGAAAAUUCAGGGUUGUCCUCGAUACAUGGGACUUGCGAAAGGGCCUGUUAACUAGUAUUGAUUUAUGGAAAGAAGCUCUUGGCUCAGAGUUUGAUGUUGCCCUUCACAAACACCUACUGCCACGACUCGCGCGCCAUUUACGAGAAAACUUUGAAGUCAACCCACAAGACCAGGACUUAUCUGCAUUUGAAGACUUACUUAAAUGGAAAGAUCUCUACAAAUCCAAGGUCUUUGGUCUACUUCUGGUUUCUGAGUUCUUCCCCAAAUGGCACAACAUUUUGUAUAUAUGGUUAACGAACGAUCCCAACUUUGAAGAAGUCGCCGAAUGGUUUACAUGGUGGAGAUCCCAGAUCCCCACGGAACUCAACGAACUCGUCAUGGUCGAUGAGGAAUGGACAAAGGGUCUCAAAAUGAUGGACUUGGCAUCCCAGCUCGGUGAUCGCGCCGCAACAGAACUUCCUCCGCCUGAAAAAGUCCCUGCCUUCGCACCUAUCGCUGCCAGUCUUGAGCCGGAAAAGACAGCUGCUCCCAUCAAACCAGCGAGACCAAAAGCUCCCAUCAAGGAGAUUGCUUUCAAGGAUAUUGUGGAAGAAUGGUGUGCGGAUCAGGGGCUUAUUAUGCUCCCUUUGCGAGAAGCCCAUCCGCAAAACGGACAGCCGUUAUUCCGUAUCACUGCCAGUGCGAGUGGGAAAGGUGGUGUUAUUGCAUUUUUGCAGGGGGAUGUUGUUUGGGUGCAGAAUCGUAAGGCGCGGGAUAUAUGGGAGCCGAUGGGGUUGGAGGAUCAGUUGGUGGAACGUGCAGAGGGGAAGUAACUGACUACAAGACAUACAGUUCUUUCCGCUAGGAUCUGGCUUAUUUGUAGGAUAGAACAUGUCGAGGAUGAGUAUAUAACGAUAGCAAUGAUACCAUAUCGA